AUGAAUGUAGUGGGUAAAGUUGGAAGCUUAAUAACACAAGGGGUGUACUCUGUUGCAACCCCAUUUCAUCCAUUUGGUGGUGCAGUCGAUAUAAUUGUUGUGCAGCAGCAAGAUGGGAGCUACAGGAGCACGCCUUGGUAUGUUAGAUUUGGUAAAUUUCAAGGUGUGCUAAAGGGCGCUGAAAAAGUUGUGCGGAUAGAAGUUAAUGGAACCGAAGCAAAUUUCCACAUGUAUAUUGAUAACUCAGGAGAAGCUUAUUUUGUUAGGGAGGUUGUUCCGGAGAAAAAUGGUGACUUGAAAGGUGUUUUACAGAAUUCCGAUAGUAAUAAUGGUAAGGAAGAGGGUAGGGAUCAUAACAUGGAUACGGACACCAAUGGGAAGGAUGAUACUCUCAGUAGGCUUGAGAGUUAUGAUUCAAGCACUGGUGAGUUUCAGUUACGAGAUGAGCAUGUUGCUCUUGGUGUUGACAGAUUGGAGAGGACUGAAUCUGAUGGUGAAAGGCGAUUCUAUGAUUUUCCAGAUGUUCAUUCUUCCUUUGGAAGUUCUGACUUAUCAGAAUAUAGUUCUGACCGCUAUGAUAAUUUGGACAUGGACCAUGUGAUAGAAUCAGAGAAUUUAAGUUCAGAAGUUGUUUUAGUGAGUGUGGAUGGUCACAUUCUUACCGCCCCCAUUUCAUCAUCGGAGAAGAACGCUGAGGAUGUAGAAGACACACCUCAGUUUCAUCUCGGCCCAGGUGAAGGAACUGAAGAAUUCAUUAAUGGUGAAAAUUCAUGGGCUACUGAUGAUUAUUUUGGUAAGAUUGACACAUCUGUGGAUACAGUUAAUGUACUGGAUACUGGCAAAAUGACUGAUAGUAAUGCUGAACCCCAGUUGGAACAUCAACAAGAUGGAGGCUGUCAAAGUGAAGUGGACAGGAUUCCAGAUUCAGAGAAACAAUUAACCGAAGAGCAUCGAAGUUGUGACUUGGAAAACACAUCUCCUAGAACAAAUAGGGAAGAUGCUAGCUUGGAUGACGGAUCUCCACCAAGAAUGAACAAGGAAGAUGUUUUUAAAAGCUGUUUGGAGCUGCCAGCUUUAACUAUGCAGGUUGGAAAUGUGAGCAGUCAUGAUGCAGAUUCUCCGAAAAGGAUCCCUGAUGUUGCUGAACAAUCACAAGAGAGGUCUCCUUGUGGAUCAUUAUCGGCUGAUGGAACUCAAGAUCGGCAAUUUACAGUAACAGAAAUCAGUGACAAACUGUCUUCGUGUAGUUCCAGUAUCCCUAGUGUUGUUGGCUCGCCAGAAUCGGCAGUUCAAGCUGAAACUCUUGAUAAGAAUUCAUUAGCUGUUGGUCCUAGUGGCUCCGAUAGCAUGAUUGAUGAUUUCAACUAUACUAAUGGAAAACCAGAGAAUGAAGUUGAAGCAGCCCCUCAAGAAUCUGCUUCUGAAGCCGAAGCCUUAGCUAAUGAUGACGUAGAACGUCCAACAACCACUUUCUGCGAAGGAAAUGAAAGUGACACAAGAAGAGGGUUAGAGAUAUCUCUUUGCAGAAAUUCGCUUCAUCCUGGCAUGGGUUCUGCUGCAGCGGAAGAAACGUUUGGUAGACAUCGCAUAUCUGAAGAGGAGUUCAAAUCUUCUGCAGCAUCAAUUGUUAAGAAUGAGAAUUUAGUUAUCAGAAUUCAAGGGAAGUACUUGCCUUGGGAUAAAGCUGCUCCCAUCAUUCUUGGUAUGGUUGCAUAUGGUUUGGAGCUAUCUGUUAGUUCAAAUGAUGCUAUCCCUGUGGAACAGGAGGCCACAAUUAAAACUGGGGAAGAUGAGACUGGAAUUAAUUCGACUCCGUCCGGGCGUGGAUGGAGGCUAUGGCCAAUUCCAUUUAGAAGGGGCAAGUCAAUUGAUCAUACUAGUAGUAAUGCAUCAAAUGAGGAAGUAUUCAUUGAUUCUGAAUCUGGCGCCCAGAAUAGGCCUGCUGAACCGACAUCAUCUCCCGGUGGGGCUAGGGAAUCUCCUCGUAAGCAACUCAUGAGAACAAAUGUUCCCACCAGUGAACAAAUUGCAUCUUUGAACCUGAAAGAGGGGCAGAAUAUGGUGACAUUCAUCUCGUUUUCAAGGGUUCUAGGAGCCCAGAAGGUUGAAGCCCAUAUAUACUUGUGGAAGUGGAAUGCACGAAUUGUAAUUUCGGAUGUUGAUGGAACAAUAACCAAGUCUGACGUUCUUGGCCAAUUCAUGCCUCUGGUUGGUAAGGACUGGACGCAUUCUGGAAUAGCUCGUCUUUUUUCAGCAAUUAAGGGAAACGGGUACCAGCUCCUCUUUCUGAGUGCACGGGCCAUUGUUCAAGCAUAUCUAACGAAGACAUUCCUAUUUAAUUUAAAGCAGGAUGGGAAGACCUUACCAAAUGGACCAGUUGUCAUCUCCCCUGAUGGUUUAUUUCCUUCGCUAUACCGAGAAGUGAUAAGAAGAGCUCCCCAUGAAUUUAAGAUUGCUUGUUUGGAGGAUAUUAAAUCCCUUUUCCCUCCUGAGCACAACCCAUUCUAUGCUGGUUUCGGGAACAGAGAUACUGAUGAGCUCAGUUACAGAAAAAUUGGCAUUCCGAAGGGCAAAAUAUUCAUCAUUAAUCCAAAGGGCGAGGUAGCCAUCAAUAAUCGUAUUGAUGUAAAGUCGUAUACUUCAUUGCAUACGUUGGUACAUGACAUGUUCCCUCCUACUUCAAUGGCUGAGCAGGAAGACUACAAUUCAUGGAAUUACUGGAGGAUGCCAUUACCAGAUAUUGACGGCUAA
This is a messenger RNA of Oldenlandia corymbosa var. corymbosa, 2751 nucleotides long. NCBI's taxonomy places the organism in Eukaryota, Viridiplantae, Streptophyta, Magnoliopsida, Gentianales, Rubiaceae. The record is from the annotation of a GenBank genome assembly.